AUGGAACAUGAGGGAGGGUCAAUAACUGAUUAUGAUAUGUUAGUAUGUGAGAUACUUAGUAGACUUCCAGUGAAAUCUCUUAUGCGAUUUAAGUGUGUAUGUAAACAAUUUCGGUAUAUUAUUCAAGAAGAUGAAUAUUUCAUUGGUUUACAUUACAACCGUUCAAGAACUCGUCCAGGUCUCUUUAUAAUAAUGCCUAGGUAUCCCCGUUUGAGUACAUCCCUUUUUAACGGACCCUGGUCUCUACCCGCAACAAUGGAUGAAAAAUGUUUCUUGUUGGCUGACAUUAUUGAAUGUGAAGAUAACCAAGUAGCAGCUACAAAAGCAGUCAUUCACACCAUAAGGAAUACAGAUGCUAAUGAGUUUGAUUAUAAACUUAUUCUUGGUCCUGUAAAUGGUUUGAUUUGUUUCGUCGACUGGGAAGUUAAGAACAGCAACUUCUCUAUUAGCAACUUUUAUAUCCGCACGUUCAAUGUUAGCACUCGAGAAAUAACACCAUGGAUGAAAUCCUCAUUCUUGCGGGAAGAGAAAGGCGAGCACUGUGGUAGUAGGGAAGUUACGAGUAAAUGUUUUCAGCUCGGGUUUGAUCCUGUCAAUAAGGAAACUAAAUUGGUUGGGGUGUGGUCAAUACGUAAAAAACACUGCAAUGCUUAUUUUGUUUGUGAGGUCUUGACUUUAAGCAGCAAUACAUGGAGAAGAAUCGACAAUGUCCCCUUGUAUAAUAUCCAGAAUAAUUCUGUUUAUUUAAAUGGUUCGAUAUAUUGGCGGAGUAAUAAGCCACUUUUUAAGGAGUUUGACAAUGCUGAUGCGGAAGAUGCCAAUCCUAAAUUUAUAGUGGCAUUUGAUGUUGGAAGCGAGAAAUUCAGAGUUAUUCCGGUCCCUAGUUUCAUGGAUGAUAAGUUUUAUCGUUUAAGAUGGUUUGAUUUGUUUGUAAUGGUUGAGCGUUUAGCUUUUUUCAGUUGGGAAAGCCGUUUCUUGGCGAAGCUGUGGAUUUUGCAAGAUGAGCCCUAUAGUAAGAAUAGAGUAACUAGUACUACUGGCGCCACUAUUGAUAGCGACAUUCAAUGGACCGAAGAGAUUAUCUCAAUACCUUCUAAUUUGUCAUUUGAUCUGAUAAUUUGUCAAGCCAUUCCAGGAACUGACCAAAUAAUCUUGCAAUGCCAUGUAAGCCAAUUAGUGGAAUUUGUCGCCGCUUAUUCAUACAGCCGAGAAAAGAAGGUUUUCAAGAAGAUUGAAAUCGGUGGCCUCUCACCAAUUCCAGAAAUUCGCUUCCCUUAUCUAUUCACGGUAUUCGUGGAAAGCCUUUAUUCUGUGCAGAAGCUGCGGCAGAUAGCAACUACAACGGACCCAUAA
Molecule: messenger RNA, 1353 nt
Organism: Papaver somniferum (opium poppy)
Lineage: Eukaryota; Viridiplantae; Streptophyta; Magnoliopsida; Ranunculales; Papaveraceae
Product: F-box protein At1g30790-like
Exons: 1
Coding region: 1-1353 (450 amino acids)
Molecular function (GO): protein binding
Source: RefSeq, a predicted model, not a curated record